Chaetomium fimeti is the source of this 3373-nucleotide messenger RNA. RefSeq lists its product as uncharacterized. The record is from RefSeq and is a predicted model, not a curated record. Gene Ontology annotation, cellular component: Set3 complex; Rpd3L-Expanded complex. The transcript has a single exon. NCBI's taxonomy places the organism in Eukaryota, Fungi, Ascomycota, Sordariomycetes, Sordariales, Chaetomiaceae. Gene Ontology annotation, biological process: regulation of DNA-templated transcription. Bases 285 to 3140 code for a protein of 951 amino acids.
CACCUUCAUCGCGACACCGCACAACAACGCAACUGUCACACGCCGACCGAGCCGACGAACCGACUGACACGAGCAACAUUGCUGCGGCCGGGUGCGCCGACGCAAGUAGCACAAUUCGACCGACCCGCGGAUGACACUCUUGCUGUCUCUGCCGGUUCUUCCAACACACACAGUUCGAUCUCAAUCGCGUCGAGACGCGCGACAAGCAUGCCCUUCCAACCGGAGAGAUAAACCAUUCAGACAAUCCCUCCGCCUUUUGGCCGUCGCGAGGCUUUUCAAAGAGUAUGACAGACAAGUUACCACCGCUGUCGACGCCGAUCGCGCUUCCGAGUCAGCCCGCCUUCUCCCUUCCGAGUGCCGUCUCGACUCGAGAUGUCCCUCGAAAGCAAGAGACGGUGGAGGAGGAGCCAUACACGAUCAAGUGUAUCUGCGACUUCGCUGACGAUGACGGAAAUACCAUCUACUGCGAGACGUGCGACACAUGGCAGCACAUCGAAUGCUACUACCCUGACAACAUCGAGGAUGCCCUCAGCCCGAAUUUUGCACACUCCUGCGCCGAGUGCCAACCACGAUCUCUAGAUCGCCAACAGGCGAUCGCCCGCCAGAGGGCAAGGGCCGUUGUGCCGGUCGUGGAAGCGGCGGCUGACAAGAAACCAAAACGGCCGCCGUCGAAGAGCCACAAGAAGAAGCCAAAACCGACAGAACUCCAGAUCAAUGGUUCCCACCAUGGGUCGCUUGAGAACCCGAAGCACAACAGUCCUCAGGACAGCCCGCAUCCCGCGAAGAAGGCCAAGAGCUCGCACAAAUCGAGCCAGUCAAUCAGUUCACAAGCUCCGAAGCGGAGCCCUUCCCACGGGAACGCGAAAGCGACCCACAGCCACCCCUUGAGCCCCGCGACAACUCCACCCGAUCUCCCAGACGACUUCGAACUUCACAACUACUCGUCAGGAUUCUUGUCCCUGUAUAACGACCAGGCUUUUCAGAUCGUUAACACGAACUCCUUUGCCGGUCUACAGAUCUCGAAUACCAUGUCGGCCUGGCUGCGCGACCAGGAAAAGAUGAAGAUCGAGACCGGCUGUUCCUACAACGACGUCUUCCAGAAGCUCCCUUCUAAUAUGGAUUCGAUAAAGGUCACACCCGACAUCGAGAAAAACAAGAAGAUCAUCGGGCCCAAUACCGUCGUCCAGUGGCCGUGUCUCAAGGCACCUUCGACAAUCGAGAAGGAUGUCCCACUCAUGGAAGUCAAUGGCCAAAUUGGCUUCCAAGCCGUCUACUGUGCCGACCCCGAAAACCGCUGGGCCGAAUUGACCGUGCCGCUCCCAUUCGUUUUGUUCCACCCAUCACUCCCGCUGUACAUCGACACCCGGAGGGAAGGAUCCGAGGCUCGGUUCGUUCGACGAAGCUGCAGGCCGAACGCAGUCAUCGAAACAUACUUGUCGGCGGGAAGUGAAUACCGCUUCUGGCUGGUGAGCGACCGGCAGAUUGAGGCGAAAGAACAGGUCACGAUUCCCUGGAAUCCCGGGUUCCCGGCAGCGGAGAAGGCCCGCGUCCUCCAAAUGCUCGGACUCGGCGACGACAUGACAGGGGCGCACACGGAACAAAUAGUCACCGAGACUGACUAUCAAAAAUACGCCGGUUGGGUCCAUCUCAUACUCUCUGAGCACGGAGGAUGCGCGUGCAAUCUCGGCCCGGAGUGUGCGUUUGCGCGCUUCCACAGGAAUUACCUCGCCACGGCCCAGUCGCGUCCAAACCCGCCAAAAUCCAAGAAGCGCAAACCUAAAGCACAGCACGCUAUCUCUCCCACAAGUACGGGCCAUGCAACCAACAGCCGGGCCGCGAGCGAGGGCCAUCCAGAAGAUGUUGCCGAAAAUGGCCGGCGGUCCGUGUCCAGUUCCUCGCGGAGCAAGCCGCCCAGUCGAGAUAUGACACCAGCAGCGCGUCAGGGCUCGUUCGAUACGCUGGGGAUAUUGACCGAGCCAACGGACCGCGAUAAAAGGAAAGUGGCCAUGGUGGAAGACUCUUUCCGCAGAAUGGAGCAGCAGCAGCAGCACCACCAACACCAGCAGCAACCACAUCGCAAGAGGAAACGUGUGUCCGAUGGGACUGGCUCCUCUCAGACAAAGACGUCGAAGCCGAGGUCCGCAACACAUACGCCCAAUCUCCCUAGCGGGUUCCCGGAGCGUAGCUACGUUGAUGCCGGAACGGGAACCACGAGGAGCAAAUCUGGUUCGCCCAGCGGCGUUAGCCCCACCCACAUUCACAUUAGCCAUGCCGGCAACAACCUCCCUUCUAGGAAUGCGUCAGCCCCUGUUCGCUCUCGUCCGACGUCGGCCGUGCCGCGUCCACAAUAUUGCGAUGCCGCGGUGCAAACAGACUUCCCUGACGCCAGCGACACGGCGACUCCGAAACGGCGGGUGGGGUCUUGCUUGAGGAAACGAAUGCUCGAGAACUGGCACCAUGUCCGGCUGGAGGAGGAAGAGCGCGCCAAACGCCUCGCCGUGGAGCGGCCGUCAUCUGCCAUGAGUGUAGAAAGCUAUGGCGACCGGGAUAUCCUCCUCUCAUCACCAGCCUCGGCCAAAGAAGCUGAAAAGGUGCCGGAUAGUGAUGUUUCGACAGGCGGGCUGAAAGACCACCCAAUGCCGGAUGCUCGACCGUUGUCCCCGAUGCAUACGACCCCCGGGACGCAAGCGACGCAAGCACCGACAAUCAGCCCCGUCAGCAACAAGUCGCCUGACCUCCGAGUAGAGCCGCCCCCCGUCCCAGUUUUCCAAAGUCCUAGUUCGGCUCCCUCGCCAGCAUCAACGCCUGUCUCCGCCGGGCCCGGAGCGGCCCAAUCGCCGUCCUCGGCCACCGGUUUUGCGAGUCCGUUUCCUCCGCCGCCGAUCAAUAGUGCAUUGGCAACCCCAAGUCCGGUCAGGAAGAAGCUCACGCUGAGCGACUACAAGAGCAGGAUGAGCAGAUCCGCUGGCGCCUUUCGACCGUUAACAGGGACGCCACUGUCGAAACCACUGUCAAGCACCGACGAACCCAAGUCGGCUACGAGCGCGGAUAGCGGUGUGCACGCCAGCUCACCAAUGCCAGACAAGCCGGCCGAGACAGCAGCAGCGACGGCCGAGACGACAACAGGGGCGGCGACAUGAAUGACGCGCGGCGCAUGUCAGACAGACUAUAUAUAUACAGGACUAGCGCUAUCCAGCACACGGGUUCCUGGCUCGACAUCGUCUCAACAGCUCGGCUAGCUGCAGUAUAAGCCACGGCGACGGAUACGGUCUUCUUUUCUCAUCUCUUCUCUCUUUCCAAAAGGACGGGCGGCGAUAUCAUUUUAAUUCGAAUCGGGAUGGGGUCGGCGUUGAUGGUGGCGUGGACGGAAAUG